Messenger RNA from Diaporthe amygdali, 1725 nucleotides. RefSeq lists its product as uncharacterized. The record is from RefSeq and is a predicted model, not a curated record. Gene Ontology annotation, molecular function: protein binding. The transcript has 5 exons. Gene Ontology annotation, biological process: carbon catabolite repression of transcription. Bases 1 to 1725 code for a protein of 574 amino acids. NCBI's taxonomy places the organism in Eukaryota, Fungi, Ascomycota, Sordariomycetes, Diaporthales, Diaporthaceae. Gene Ontology annotation, cellular component: cell division site; nucleus; cell tip.
AUGACAGACGUAUCGCUGAUUACUGCCCUCAGCGUCCUACCGCCUCCCCCACGGUAUCCUACCCAGGCCGCAUACAAUGCUGCCGUCGGUGCUGGCCAUAUCCCGCCCAUGAUAGAGACCAACAAUAUUCUCUCAAAUCCCGAGGACCAUUUCUUGGUCGGAGAGGGUACCUAUGUCCUCAAGGAAGACUUACAUCUUGCGACUCCUCCUCCACACCCUUCAGAGGCGCCUGUGAUCAACCCGAACCCACUCGCGACGAACCCUCAGCCAGCCACUGCCGGAACCAAGGUAUCGUUGAUCAACCUCGACGCCCGGCCGGCUCCAUUCCAGUACAGAGGCAUCUCAGCGACGGGCCUCGGGCAGUCGAGUAUACAGGAACACCCACACGAGGACAAUUCGAGAGACCCAACCAUCAGCGGCAGUGAAGGACGGGCAAAUUCUAGCGAUGCGCCUCUGUCAUUAGGCUCCGCCCCAGCGUUUGGGGAGGGGACUGCGUUGCUCGUGGCGCCGAACUCUAAGGACGCGAACAAGCGGAAGAAGCCCAAGAAUAACAUGACAAAGAGCAACUCAUCAUUUAUCAGUAGAGUGAUCGUUAAUGAGUCGCUGAGUAAGAGGAUACAGGAACGUCCGACAGACGGGCUAUAUGCCUUUGCUAAUAUCAAUCGCGCAUUUCAAUGGCUUGACAUGUCGGCAUCUAAUAAGGGCGUUAUAAAUGGAACUCCCGUUUCCCAGAUCAAAUGGAUACCGGGAUCAGAAAAUCUGUUUCUCGCAUCACAUAUGGACGGAUCACUUGUGGUCUAUGACAAGGAGAAAGAGGACGCCAUCUUUUCAUCAGAGCAGGAGAGCAGAGAGAAUGGCGAGGUCGAGCUGACCAACGGUACGAACGGGGUCAACACCUAUAAGAAUGGUAUCCAGGUCCAGAAGUCUGUCAACUCCAAGAACCAGAAAUUCAACCCAGUCGCAGCAUGGAAGCUCUCAAAUCAACGCAUCAAUGCCUUCGCCUUCUCACCAGAUAACCGACAUUUGGCUGUCGUCUCGGAGGACGGCUCGCUACGAAUCAUCGACUACCUGAAGGAGGAUCUGCUUGACCACUUCCACUCGUACUACGGCGGUCUCAUCUCCGUUUGCUGGUCCCCAGAUGGGAAAUACGUCCUCACCGGUGGACAGGACGACCUCAUUUCGAUUUGGCACGUCCCCGAGUCCGUUCUCAUUGCGCGGUGCCAAGGCCAUCACUCAUGGGUGACGUCUGUGGCUUUCGAUCCAUGGCGAUGCGACGACAAGAAUUACCGUUUUGGCAGCGUUGGCGAGGAUCGCCGGCUGUGUCUAUGGGACUUCAGCGUCGGCAUGCUACACCGGCCUAGGGGAGGAGGCGCCGCCGGUGCAGCAUCGGUCCGCCAGCGAGGCUCGAUCGCCUCCAGGUUGACGACAUCGCAGCUCACACGUGCGGAAACGCAAGGAACCUCGGCGAGCAGGGUACGGUCCAACUCAGCCAACUCCGCAAAUGGUGAUGGAGAGGACGGCUUCACGGGGCCACACGCCGUUGAGCCAAGAGCAAACACAGCAAUACUGCCACCUGUGUUGACGAAGGUUGUGGACACGGAUCCGCUGUGUUGGCUAGAAUUCACAGAGGAUGCCAUUGUGACGAGCUGCAAGUCUGGACACAUUCGCACUUGGAACCGCCCGUCAGACUCGACGGCUCCUGUCGGUGAGACCUCGGCCAGUUGA